CCCCCAAGAGGCACAAAGAAUCCAAACAAAAGAAUAAAAAAAUAAAAUAAAAAUGGAGUCUUUCUUCCACGAAUUUCACAACCCAAUUCUGGAUUAUGCAUCUGAAUCGUCUUUCGAUUCCCCACAAUCCCAUUCCUUCUCCCCAUCUUCCUCAUCCUGGGAUGAUGUUCUGUUCCAGCACGACUCUGAUUUCCUUCUCCCCUUUAAUUUUCAUGACGCCCAAGAAAUGCUUCUGCUCGAUGUUCUGGCCGACGGUGGAAGUUCCGGUGGCGGUUCUUCCUCGUCUCCGAGUCCGAGAGAAUCAUUUGAGUCGAAUUCGUUCGGCGGCGUUAAGGAGGAAGAGGUCACUUCCACCACAGAAAAGGCAGAGCCAAAGAAGGAAAAGGGCUACAGAGGAGUCCGUCGGCGGCCGUGGGGAAAAUUCGCUGCUGAAAUCAGGGAUUCCACUAGAAACGGAAUCCGGGUUUGGCUUGGAACCUUUGACAGUGCUGAAGAUGCCGCCCUGGCUUAUGAUCAAGCUGCAUUUUCAAUGAGGGGUACCAUGGCGGUGCUCAAUUUUCCGGUGGAAGUCGUCCGGGAGUCGCUCCGGGAAAUGAAAUGCCGACCGGAAGAAGGGUGCUCACCGGUGUUGGCUUUAAAGAGGAGACAUUCACUGAAGAAGAGAUCAUCGUUGAGGAAAAGCAGAAUUGUAGAAGCAACGCCCAGAGCAGAGAAUGUCAUAGUUAUGGAGGAUUUGGGAACAGAGUAUCUUGAAGAGUUGUUAAGUUCGACGGAAAUUGCUGCCGGAUAUGGCCUGAGCAGAUGAUUUUACUUGCCGGUCAACUCAACCCCAAAUGGGUUCUUCGUUGAUUUUGUCCAUAUUUUUUUUUGUUGUUUCAUUGUCACGGUACGGUUUUGCAUUUUUGAAGCUGGAGUCGUCUCUUUCUUUUUCUUUUUCUUUUUCUUUUUUUGAAAGACAGUUUUAGGGGAUUAGUACCCUUACUUUGAGGAUAUUGUGAAGACAGAGAUGUAAAAUGAAAAUGAUGUAAUAUAUCCUACUAUAUUAGAAACAAAAAC
Oldenlandia corymbosa var. corymbosa is the source of this 1056-nucleotide messenger RNA. The record is from the annotation of a GenBank genome assembly. Lineage: Eukaryota; Viridiplantae; Streptophyta; Magnoliopsida; Gentianales; Rubiaceae.